CUCUUUCCGUUCCUAGCGCAGCCAUGGUAAGGCAGGGGUACAGCGAGCUCUUGGGUUGCAUCGGCUUCCAUCCUCCCUGACCGAUGCUGCCCGGGUUAUCAGGGCUCCCGCGGUCGACUACAGGGUGGAGGCGAAAGCAGCUCUGCUGCAGGCUGGCAGAGAUGGGCUUGGCGGCAAGGGAGAAUACUGGUCUGAGCUAGGAUGGGAAGUCUGCCGCAGAGGGCAAGCAAGGCCUUGGGCUUAAUCACACAUCCCCUUGCCCAGGGAGAAAUGCUUUUCCACUUGGGGAAGAACUUCGAGGGCCCGGGAGUGCAGAUUGAAGCUUUGGGCAUGUGGGCGCAGGGUCUGCUUGAAGGAUUAGCUCUUACUUGUGCAUUUGUCUAUCUUUUGGCACGGACUUACUUUAUAUGUUGUGUAGCUGGCUCGUGGUCCCAAGAAACACCUGAAGCGUGUAGCUGCUCCAAAACAUUGGAUGCUGGAUAAGUUGACUGGCGUGUUUGCUCCUCGUCCAUCCACUGGUCCUCACAAGCUGAGGGAAUGCCUGCCUCUCAUCAUUUUCCUAAGGAACAGACUUAAGUAUGCCCUGACUGGAGAUGAAGUAAAAAAGAUUUGCAUGCAGCGAUUCAUUAAGAUUGAUGGGAAAGUCAGGACCGAUAUAACCUACCCUGCUGGGUUUAUGGAUGUCAUCAGCAUUGACAAGACCGGAGAGAACUUCCGUCUGAUCUAUGACACCAAGGGUCGCUUUGCUGUUCAUCGUAUUACACCGGAGGAGGCCAAGUACAAGUUGUGCAAAGUGAGAAAGAUCUUUGUAGGCACAAAAGGAAUCCCGCACCUGGUGACCCAUGAUGCUCGUACUAUUCGGUACCCUGAUCCCCUCAUCAAGGUGAACGACACCAUUCAGAUUGAUUUGGAGACAGGCAAAAUAACUGACUUCAUCAAGUUUGACACUGGGAACCUGUGUAUGGUGACUGGAGGUGCUAACUUGGGAAGAAUUGGUGUAAUCACCAACAGAGAGAGACAUCCCGGCUCUUUUGAUGUGGUUCAUGUGAAAGAUGCCAAUGGCAACAGCUUUGCCACUCGGCUGUCCAACAUUUUUGUUAUUGGCAAGGGUAACAAACCAUGGAUCUCUCUUCCCAGAGGAAAAGGAAUCCGCCUCACCAUUGCUGAAGAGAGAGACAAGAGGCUUGCGGCCAAACAGAGCAGUGGGUGAAAUGGUCUCUAGGAGACAUGCUGGAAAAGUGUUUGUACAAGCCUUUCUAGGCAACAUACAUGCUAGAUUAAACAGCAUGGUGAAACUA
This is a messenger RNA of Mus musculus (house mouse), 1298 nucleotides long. RefSeq names its product ribosomal protein S4, X-linked (gene Rps4x). Gene Ontology annotation, cellular component: small ribosomal subunit; cytosolic ribosome; ribonucleoprotein complex. Gene Ontology annotation, molecular function: RNA binding; structural constituent of ribosome. The record is from RefSeq and is marked validated. Gene Ontology annotation, biological process: ribosomal small subunit biogenesis; positive regulation of translation; positive regulation of cell population proliferation. The coding region runs from base 473 to 1210 and encodes 245 amino acids. The transcript is spliced from 7 exons. NCBI's taxonomy places the organism in Eukaryota, Metazoa, Chordata, Mammalia, Rodentia, Muridae.